Oncorhynchus kisutch (coho salmon) is the source of this 13605-nucleotide messenger RNA. Its product is annotated as lysine-specific demethylase phf2. The record is from RefSeq and is a predicted model, not a curated record. The coding region runs from base 8466 to 11747 and encodes 1093 amino acids. The transcript has 22 exons. Lineage: Eukaryota; Metazoa; Chordata; Actinopteri; Salmoniformes; Salmonidae.
GACUGGUCAGAGGAGGUGGUGGUGAGACUGGUCAGAGGAGGUGGUGGUGACUCUGGUCAGAGGAGGUGGUGGUGACUCUGGUCAGAGGAGGUGGUGGUGACUCUGGUCAGAGGAGGUGGUGGUGACUCUGGUCGGAGGAGGUGGUGGCGACUCUGGUCGGAGGAGGUGUUGGUAACUCUGGUCAGCAUGUGCAAGGGCAGGUAGGGAGUCCCAUGUCAUCAAGGCAUCCCUGUAAUCUGCAUCUUCUUCCUCUGUAUUGGGGCUCUGCGAUGAAGUUUGAUCUUCCCUCAGAGGACAGUCCACAAGCCGUCCCACUGACAACUCUGCGUGCAUAGCCUACAGUCCUCCUCUUGGGUCACUGUUGGUGGAAAACAACCCAAAAGUGUAACUCCUCUUGGGUCACCGUUGGUGGAAAACCAGCCAUGUCACCCUUUAUUCAAGUCAGUAUUCGACGUCCAUCUAUGUCUGAGGUUUUAAGCCGACCCUAAAUCUUUAACUUUUCCAUCCGGAGUUAAAGUUAACCUUAAACGCUUCAGAAUGUGACUUUUCAGAAAGAAUGGAUAAACGUCUACUUGUGAUGCGAGACUGAGAGCUAGUUGGGAAAACAACCCAAAACCAGUAGGUUCAAUCUGAAUAAAACACCUGCUAGCUAGCAUUUUAAUGCUUUUAUGGGAAGGAAUCCAAUUAAUGAUAUCAAGACUUGAUCUGCACUCAUGUAGUUAUUGAAAAAAACGAAACGUUUGUAAAAUAAAUAAAUAUAUAUAUAUAUAUAUUUACAUAAAACCGAUUAAAUGUGUACAGAAUUUACAUGAGCUCUCUGCCUAGGCUGCCAUUAGGCGCCACGGCAACUAUAGAUUGAAAGUAAUAAUAAUUGAUUCAACAAUAAUAGGUAUUCAAUUACAUACAGAAAUGUUAGUGCUGUAGAGAAACAACAAAAAACAUCAAUCAUCAUGAGUCGAUUGAUGGUCAAGAGAUUGAAGGUUGAGAAAGUUCAUGCCUUGAGUGAGGUCAGCGGAGGCAGGUGGUGGUUAAAAGAGGAGAGAAGGCAGCACAUUGCCAUCCAUGUUGUCUGUGGCUUCGUAGUAGGACUCAGUCAAAUUAAGUUAGUUGGACUAGCUAGCUAGCUACUGCUACCAAAAUACAGCGCCCACUUGGGUGAUGCUAUUUCAGUCACGAGGCGCAAGAAAGCACAACACGCUUCAAUAGUAAUCCAGCCUUACCAUUUGUGCCCUGUUUACAUCGUGACGUAUUUCAUUACGCCGUACUUCAUUUCAAUAUUGUUCCGCUACAGGAUGGAGUGAAUAGGGAGGAUUUCACAACGCAAGACUAGAUGGAGAGCCUAGUGUCUCAUCAGGGAUUGCAUUGAUUUCGGGAGAUUGUAAAAUAUGGCCUUUUCAUUAAAGACAGGGGAAAUAUAUGGUUUCAGUUGAUAAUAAAACAUGCUUUGUUGAGUAAAUUUUUCCUCAACUUGUUAAAUCAAGCUAGCUUACACCACAGCUAGCUAGCUAAAAGAUACGCUAUACUGUAGCUAGCGACCUCCACCUAAAAACAAACGUCAUUACCAUUAUAAAAACUAAACCCAUCGGCUGUGGUUUAGUAACUUCGUGUUCUUCGAGGAACUGAAGACGCAGUUUGGAAAUAGACACCGCAUACUUUGAAUAUCUCGCAGCGGAGCCGUUAACCUCAAGGGGGCGCUGCGAUUCCACUCCGUCGUGGACGCUCUCCAUUCAAAUGAAUGACAUCAGGCCCAAUGCUUACGGUUAAUGUGAAUGGGGCAUUAGUCCUCCAUACAGUCAUGGCCAUCUGUCAUCUCUGUGCACCUCUAUAUUCAGGCUUCUCUCCAUCCUCAACCACCAGUUGGCAUAAUUGAAUCAAAACAUUGCAUGCUAGCCAGCUAACAUUAUCUAGCCAAAAACUAACCGCCAACCUCAGUCUUGAAAAUGUGCUGGAUUCAAACUAUUCAGACUACAAUAAUAAGCUAAAUCAAUAGUUAAUUCAUAAAUGUUUGUAAGGAAAAAUGCUAUACAAAUAUUUACAAAAUGUACAGGAGCUCUCAGCUUAUGCUGCUACUAGGGCACCAUGGCAACUAUAGUAGUGCACUAUAAAGAAUAGGGUGCCAUUUGGUACAUACACACAGUCCUCCCAGAGUCCUCCCAGUCCUCCCAUGGUCCUCCCAGUCCUCCCAUGGUCAUCCCAGUCCUCCCAUGGUCAUCCCAGUCCUCCCAUGGUCAUCCCAGUCCUCCCAUGGUCGUCCCAGUCCUCCCAGAGUCGUCCCAGUCCUCCCAUGGUCAUCCCAGUCCUCCCAUGGUCAUCCCAGUCCUCCCAUGGUCCUCCCAUGGUCCUCCCAGUCCUCCCAUGGUCAUCCCAGUCCUCCUAUGGUCAUCCCAGUCCUCCCAUGGUCCUCCUAUGGUCAUCCCAGUCCUCCCAUGGUCAUCCCAGUCCUCCCAUGGUCAUCCCAGUCCUCCCAUGGUCAUCCCAGUCCUCCCAUGGUCAUCCCAGUCCUCCCAUGGUCAUCCCAGUCCUCCCAUGGUCCUCCCAGUCCUCCCAUGGUCCUCCCAGUCCUCCCAUGGUCAUCCCGGUCAUCCCAUGGUCAUCCUAGUCCUCCCAUGGUCAUCCCAGUCCUCCCAUGGUCAUCCCAGUCCUCCCAUGGUCAUCCCAGUCCUCCCAUGGUCAUCCCGGUCAUCCCAUGGUCAUCCUGGUCCUCCCAUGGUCAUCCUAGUCCUCCCAUGGUCAUCCCAGUCCUCCCAUGGUCAUCCCGGUCAUCCCAUGGUCAUCCUAGUCCUCCCAUGGUCAUCCCAGUCCUCCCAUGGUCAUCCCAGUCAUCCCUUGGUCAUCCCAGGCCUCCCUUGGUCAUCCCAGGCCUCCCUUGGUCAUCCCAGUCAGAGCCAGUAGGAUAUAUAAAUGUAUUGCCUUCAGGAAGUAUUCACAUCACUUGACUUUUCCCACAUUUUGUUGUUUCAGCCUGAAUUUAAAAUAGAUUAAAUUGAAAUGUUUUGUCUCUGGCUUACACACAUUAUGUCAAAGUGGAAUUAUGUUUAAUUUAAAUUUUUUAUGUUUACAAAUUUGUUGAAAAUGAAAAGGUGUCUUGAGUCUAUAAGUAUUCAACCCCUUUGUUAUGGCAAGCCUAAAUAAGUUGCAUGGACUCACUCUGUGAAAUAGUGUUUUUCAUGAUUCGUUAUUUUUUUUACGAAUACCUCAUCUCUGUACCCCACACAUUCAAUUAUCUGUAAGGUCCACAGGAGGUUGGUGGCACGGGCUCGUGGUAAUGGAUGGAGCGAAAUACCUGGAAUGGUCUCAAAUACAUAGUUUCCAUGGUUUCCAGGCAUUUGAUGCCAUUCCAUUGGCUCCGUUUCAGCCAUUAUUAUGAUCCGUCCUCCACUGGUAAGGUCCCUCAGUCGAGCAGUGAAUUUCAAACACAUAGUCAACCACAAAGACCAGGGAGGUUUUUCAAUGCAUCGCAAAGAAGGGCACCGAUUGGAAAAGGGGUCAAGAAAAAAAUGGAGACAUUGAAUAUCCCUUUGAGCCUGGUGAAUUACACUUUAUACCCAGCCACUGCAAAGAUACAGGCGUCCUUCCUAACUCAGUUGCCGGAGAGGAAGGAAACCGCUCAGGGAUUUCGCCAUGAGGCCAAUGGUGACUUUAAAACAGUUCGAGUUUAAUGGCUGUGACAGGAGAAAAACUGAGGAUGGAUCAACAACAUUGUAGUUACUCCACAAUACGAACAUAAUUGACAGAGUGAAAAGAAGGAAGCCAAUGUUACAGUUUUAAUUUAAAUUGACUCCGGAAUCUAUGGCAAGACAUACAAAUGUCUGUCUAGCAAUGAUCAACAACCAACUUGACCAAACUUGAAGAAUUUAAAAAAGAAUAAUGUGCCAAUAUUGUACAAUCCAGGUAACCAAAGCUCUUAGAGACUUACCCAGAAAGACACACAGGUGUAAUCACUCUUAGAGACUUACCCAGAAAGACACACAGGUGUAAUCACUCUUAGAGACUUACCCAGAAAGACACACAGGUGUAAUCACUCUUAGAGCCUUACCCAGAAAGACACAGGUGUAUUCACUCUUAGAGACUUACCCAGAAAGACACAGGUGUAAUCCCUCUUAGAGACUUACCCAGAAAGACACAGGUGUAAUCACUCUUAGAGACUUACCCAGAAAGACACAGGUGUAAUCACUCUUAGAGACUUACCCAGAAAGACACACAGGUGUAAUCACUCUUAGAGCCUUACCCAGAAAGACACAGGUGUAAUCACUCUUAGAGACUUACCCAGAAAGACACAGGUGUAAUCACUCUUAGAGACUUACCCAGAAAGACACAGGUGUAAUCACUCUUAGAGACUUACCCAGAAAGACACAGGUGUAAUCACUCUUAGAGACUUACCCAGAAAGACACAGGUGUAAUCCCUCUUAGAGACUUACCCAGAAAGACACAGGUGUAAUCCCUCUUAGAGACUUACCCAGAAAGACACAGGUGUAAUCCCUCUUAGAGACUUACCCAGAAAGACACAGGUGUAAUCCCUCUUAGAGACUUACCCAGAAAGACACAGGUGUAAUCCCUCUUAGAGAUUUACCCAGAAAGACACAGGUGUAAUCCCUCUUAGAGACUUACCCAGAAAGACACAGGUGUAAUCCCUCUUAGAGACUUACCCAGAAAGACACAGGUGUAAUCCCUCUUAGAGACUUACCCAGAAAGACACAGGUGUAAUCCCUCUUAGAGACUUACCCAGAAAGACACAGGUGUAAUCCCUCUUAGAGACUUACCCAGAAAGACACAGGUGUAAUCCCUUUUAGAGACUUACCCAGAAAGACACAGGUGUAAUCCCUCUUAGAGACUUACCCAGAAAGACACAGGUGUAAUCCCUCUUAGAGACUUACCCAGAAAGACACAGGUGUAAUCCCUCUUAGAGACUUACCCAGAAAGACACAGGUGUAAUCCCUGCCAAAAGUGAUUUAUAACAUGUAUUGACUCAGGGGGUUGAAUACAUAUAUCUAAUCAAUAUAUAUUACUGUUUUCUUUUCCAUAGUUUUUUUUAUUUUUACAAAUGUUAUAAUUUUUCUUCCACUUUGUCAUUAGAGUAUUUUGUGUAGAUAGUUGACAAAAAACAAAACAUUCACAAUUAAAAUCCAUUUUAAUCCCACUUGGUCACAAAACAAAAUGUGGAGAAAGUCUAAGGGUGUGAAUUCUUGCUGAAGGCACUGUAUGCUAUAUACCAUUAGGUCCUCUACGUAUAUUGACGUAUAUACAAGGUUAUAUAUAGGGCUCUGAUCACAAUGGUUCCUUAUUGUGUUCAGAUCUGCAGACGUUGUUUAAAUGAUUAAUUACUGUAGUAGAUUAAAACCCCUGCAUCUUUAUUUACCUAGCCUAUAUGUUAUACUUUAGCUAUUAUAGAAAAAAUAACAUUUCAAUAAAUAAACAGUUAUUUAAAAACAAAUCAAAAAUAUGCUAAAAAGUUCUUCAACCAACCCUGAUGUGUGUCAAACCGCCAUGCGUCAGCGAACAAUGUGGUUUCCUUGACGAUCAAACAUAGUUACUACUAUCCGUUUCAACUCAACUUUCUGCAUGGUUCCACCAUUUUUAAACGGUGCGUAUUUAUGAUGCAUGUUGUCCACCCCCCACCCCCCCCCCAUCCUGACAUAGAGAACUGAGACCGCUGGCUUGUCUUAACACACAGGUUAACAGUGAGUCAAUGCGUUACCAAGCUGGUAUAACUGUUAUAGUCACCAUUCAAAUGAUCUUUGUUUUUAUGUAUCGUGAUAUUGAAUUUAAUCAACAACAACAACAACAACAACAAACUAGACUACAUGUAUCUAUUCUAGCCAACUUUGAAUAUUGUUAAUAAUCCUGGUGUUCUACUCCUUACUGUGCUCUGUUGCCGUUUUCUGCUACAUUGAUAUUAGUAACCACAUCUCUCUGGAUUCUCUUAACUAUGGAACUAUAUUCCCUAUGUGAUGCACUACUUUGGAAUGCUGGGAGAUUCAGCGUCACCUUUAAAAAAACAUUUUUGUUUUAAAAGUUCGACCUUUUUAUUUUUAUUUUUUAUUUUACAUAUUGACUUUUACUGUUCUCUGUUGCCAGGGGGACGGAGAGUUGUGAUAUGGGUCCGGUGGGGACUCUGGGAAGUAGUGUUCCUAAGGGCCCGGGUCAAAGGUAAUGCAAUGCAUAGGGAACAAGGUACCGUUUGAGACGCAGGCAUAUAAAAUAAAAACCAUGUUUAUAAAAAGCUUUUGAUUUGAACAAAGCCCCUUUUAUGUAGCUGAGAUGUGUUGGCACGAUGCCUGCCCCUCAGAGAGACUUUAGCAUCAAGUACAUGUGGAUGUUUACUUUUUAGUGUUUAUCUCAAGACUUAUUGUACUUCUGUUACCAGAAUCAUUAAUAACUACUUUUUCCAUGUAAUUCUCCUGAAGCUUUUCGUCCCACUUUAGUGAACAGAGAAACGGUGUACCCCCAGCCCCCUCCCCCCCCCCUGUAAGAGCUAUAUAGGAUAUCAGUAUGUAAGAGCUAUAUAGGAUACCUUGACGUAAGUUGACAAGAAUUUUCUGCCUAACUCAUAUGGGUUGUAAAAGAAUGGACUACGGUUGGGUUGGAGAUUGUUGAUGAUUGAGUGUGGUGUAUUUGAAGGCAAUUGAAUGCAACUUACAAAGCUUAAUAAAAUUAUAUUAUUUUAGUAUAAUUAGCUUUUUUAUUAUCAGUUUGUGGCUAAUAUCUGUAUUUAUUUUUUUAUCAAUCUUUUACAUUUUUCACAAAGUAUAACAAAAAGGGACAAUAGACAUUAUGAUACAAUUCAACUAUACACCACAGUAAUUCUGUCAUGUCUAUCACCGUCAGGGAUUGACCCUGACCUGUGUAGCAGAUUCAUUUAAAAUAAUACCAUGUAUCAAUGUCAUUUUAAAUGUACAGUAGCUAUUCAAAGCAAUCCACUGUAGCUAAUUCAGUCAGAGAAACAAUCGGAUGACUGUAAUUAGUCUGUAAUGGUCUAAGGAAAAGUCAAUUACACUUCAAACCACUAAUUAUAAUUUCAGUCUCUACCCUGUUUGAUCUCAUAGUGUGUUUUAGUCUAAGAUGUUCUCUUAAGGAGCCUGCCAUUAUUCCUUAAGGUCCAAGGAUGUUGUAUGUUGUUUUCAGAGGUAGACUUGACUCUGACAGUCAAAUACUACAUCUCAACGUGAAUCGAUUAUCAAUUGCGGUACUGUUCUAGAAACAUAAAGCCCUUAACUUUCAUAUCACAUUAAAAUAAUUUCACAAGUGAAAAAUAUACACUUACUGCACUGUCUUAACCGGCUUUAUCACAGUUGCAGCGGACGCGUUUCUGGCGAGCUUCCGUUAUUACACACAGGUGUUAGGAGCAUGCUAGAUAGUUAACGUUCAUUAGUACCGGUGGCCUCUAACUUCUGUCUAACUUCCUUCUUCUUCAACUCGCUGUAACGUGGAGAUAUGGGCGCACGGAAGCACAAACAGUAACCCUAUAAAUGCGUGUAUCAAUGAAUAUUUUUUCUUCUUCCUGAUAUGAAAGAUGUGGUUUUUAUGCUUUGAAACCCGUACUGCAAGCGAUACGUGUUAAUGUUGAGACCGAGCUUCAGGGCGCUUAACAAAACUCCCCCGUGCAGAAGACGCCUUCAUCCGGUGACUCUUGUGUGGAAUGAAAGUCAUGAUCAAGGACUGUGUGUGUCAAUACCACCUACUGGACUUCAUUUUGAUCCAUCACUAUUAUUAGAUUUAAUAAAGUAAUACAUUCUGAAAUUGAUAAUUACAUUUUGAUAUUGCUUGUUUUUGUUGCAUGCAGCUCAGUAUGAAUAGGGAGAUAAACAGUUGAUGUGAUUUUUAUUUUUAUUAUAUCAUCUAUUUAUGUUCAUUAAAACGGAUUGAUAUAAAAUGUAGGUUAUAUAUGGAUGCAUUAUAAUCAUGAUAACGGUUGCCUCCAUCUCAUCUCCGUUAUGUCCCGCGGUGAUACGGACACAAAUCUGUAUUUGAUCGAGCAGGUUAACGUCGGUCAAUUUCUCUACCGACAACCGUACGAACGCUUAACGAUUUGGAACGUCCCGGGAUCCCCGCUGAAACAACUGCACCGUUGGAGAGAUUCAUUCAUCUGAUGCGAGCCAGCGAAGACCAAAUUGACGGUUUUCCACGCUGACGUAACAGAUAUUACAAUGCAACAAGAAUAGAUUUAGUCUUGGUUUCUGAGCGGUUCAAUACUGUACAGCGACCAGGGAAGGGGGGCAGGAAAACAAUGAUGCACUUCAGGAACAUUAUCGACCUCGGCGCUACAUCAUCAACACGAUAACCACCUCAAUGCAACAUCAGUGGAUGGUGGAUUUGGGGAUUUAAUUUCAUGUCCAGCGGAACGGACUAGUUGCUGCUUUGUGGAAGAUCUUCAUAUUAUAUUUUGUUGCAGGAGAGUUGCUGCUGCCCGGUGUCUCUGCUGCCCGGUGUCUCCCUCCUAUCCAGAACGUUGUUGUGAAUGAUCAAACAUGGCGACUGUACCAGUAUAUUGCAUCUGCAGAUUACCGUACGACGUUACUCAGUUUAUGAUCGAGUGUGAUGCCUGCAAGGACUGGUUUCACGGAAGCUGUGUUGGUGUGGAUGAGGACGAGGCUCCAGACAUUGACAUAUACCACUGUCCCAACUGUGAGAAGACCGAUGGAAAAUCCACCAUGAAAAACAAGAAAAGGAAUAAACACGACACGGGACAGAGAGGAGACAUCAAAGCUGUACAGAACGGCAGUCAGGUGUUCAUCAAGGAGCUACGCAGUCGCACCUUCCCCAGCUCUGAGGACAUUGUGGUGAAGCUGAACGGCAGUCAGCUGACGAUGGACUACCUGGAAGAGGUUGGUUUUAACGAGCCGAUCCUGGUUCUGAAGAAGGACGGUCUGGGGAUGUCCAUGCCCGCUCCUACCUUCUACAUCAAUGAUGUGGAGAACCAUGUUGGGCCAGACAUCGGUGUGGAUGUGAUAGAUGUGACCAAGCAGAAAGACAGUAAAAUGAAGCUGAAGGAGUUUGUAGAUUACUACUUCAGCACCAGCAGGAAGAAAGUAUUAAAUGUCAUUAACCUGGAGUUCUCUGACACACGGAUGGACAGUAUAGUGGAGAGCCCUCAGAUUGUGCGGAGGUUGUCGUGGGUAGAGAACUACUGGCCAGACGAUGCUCUCCUGGGGAAACCUAAAGUCACUAAGUACUGUCUGAUCGGUGUUAAAGACAGCUACACUGACUUCCACAUCGAGUGUGGAGGGGCCUCCGUAUGGUACCAUGUACUCAAGGGAGAGAAGAUCUUCUUCCUGAUCAAGCCCACGUCAGCCAACCUAUCGCUGUAUGAGCGCUGGAGGUCCUCAGCCAAUCACACUGAGAUGUUCUUCGCCGACCAGGUGGACAAGUGUUACAAGUGCACUCUGAAGCAGGGACAGACCCUAUUCAUACCAUCAGGUUGGAUCAAUGCAGUUCUGACUCCAGUGGACACACUGGCCUUUUCCGGACACUUUGUCCACAACCUGAGUGUUGAGAUGCAGAUGAGAGCGUACGAGGUGGAGAAGCGUCUCAAGGUGAAUUGUCUGACUCCGUUCCCCAACUUUGAGACUGCCUGCUGGUACGUGGGCCGACACCUGCUGGAGAGAUUUAAAGGUUUGCACAAGGCCAACAGACAGCCAGCUGCCUACCUGAUCCAUGGAGCUAAGAUCAUCAACGGAGCCUUCAGGGCCUGGACUAAGAAACAGGCUCUGUUAGAACACGAGGAUGAACUUCCAGAGAACAUGAAGCCCACUCAGCUCAUCAAGGACCUGGCCAAGGAGAUCAGGAUCUCAGAGAAUGCGGCCAAAGCCAUUAAGAGUGAUUCGAGUAGCAAGGCUCCAGUGGAGGAACCCCCUGCUGCCCCAUUAGAGCCUGAGGUCCCUGCUUCCCCCUCCAGCGACCCCUCUCCGUCCCCUCCUCCUCGGGAGAAACCAGCCAGGAAGAAGGCCUCCAAGCCCCCAAAACCUCCAAAGGUCCCCAAACCUCCCAAGGUCCCCAAAGCGAAGGAGGGAGGGAAGAAGAAAGGAAAGAAAGAGAAGGAGGUCCCCCCUCCCCCUCCACCUCCUCCAUCGAAGCCCUCCAGCCUGGCAGCUCUGGAGUCUCACGCCAAGGACAUCCUCAGCAAGAUGGACCAGCCCAAAAAAGGCAAGAUGGGGGGCAAGGCGACUAAGAACAUCCUGAGUAUGUCGGGGACCUGUAAGCAGAACGACCUGGAGGAGUUUGAGAUCCGAGAACAGAACAAGAAACAGACGGAAGCCAAGUGGAAAUAUAAGAACAGCAAACCAGAUUCCUUACUGAAGAUGGAAACUGAAGAGCACAAGUUUGAGAGAACGCCACUAUCAGGCAACAAAGACAAGUUUUCAUUCUCAUUGACACACAAGAAGUUACUAGGUUCUAAGCUGAAGCCCCAGACCAACUCCAGUGUGUUCAGCUCGUUACAAAACCUAAAGGAGGACAAGGCCAAGCCGGUGAGAGACGAGUAUGAGUACGUGUCAGACGAAGGAGAGUUGAAGAUUGAUGAGUUCCCCAUCAGGAGGAAAAAGAACGCCGUCAAGAGGGACUUAUCCUUCCUGUCAAACAUCAAAGACCCAAUCCACCCAUCCAAGAAGCCAAAGCUCCUCCCCUCUGCUGUCAAGAAGGCUGACUCGUCAGAUGAGGAGUCGCUCCACAUCGACACAGAGGUCAAGCCGGAGGUGAAAGGUCGUAACUCGAAGGUGAAAAAGAAGACGGGCAUCCUGGACCUUCUCCAGGCCAGCAAGGCAGUGGGCGUCGACUACAAUGCCAACAGUCAGCCACCUGCAUCUCCCAGCACACAGGAGGCCAUUCAGGGGAUGUUGUCUAUGGCCAACCUGUCCUCCGGGGCUACCGCGGAGGCUGCAGCCAUCUCCUCUGACACCCCUGGAGGAGGAGGUGGUUCCUGGGGCAGGAACCAUGCCAACACCACCACUGCUGGACGGAAGGGAGGAACACGAGGAGGAAAAGGAGGAGAUGGGAACAGUAAGCGGCCAGCCAAACCCAAGAAAACAAAGAAGAACAGCAGCAUCGAGUUUGAUGACGACCAGGAUCACAUGGACGCCUGCUUCAAGGACUCAGACUAUGUUUACCCAUCUCUGGAGUCUGAAGAGGAUAACCCUGUCUUCAAAUCCAGAUCCAAGAAGAGGAAAGGUUCAGAUACUCCAUACAGCCCCACAGCGCGUGUCGGCCCCUCUGUGCUUCGUCAGGCGAGGCCGGCCAGAGAAGGAGCGCGAGUGGCGUCCAUAGAGACAGGACUGGCGGCUGCUGCAGCCAAACUCACACAUCAGAAGGAGCAGCAGAAGACCAAGAAUAAGCAGAAGAGCACAAAAAAGAAGCCCCCUGCUGCUUUGAGAGAGGAGGAGGAAGAGGAGGAGCCAGUGAGGAAGCUGAGUAGGGACAGCAGUUCUCCAGAACCAGACGCGGGCCGGGACUCCGAGCCUGGUCAGACCGACCAUGAAUACUCCUCUGGGGCAGGAGGGAAGCAGGCUGGGGGGCCCCAACCCAUGGCCCCUGGAGUCUUUCUUACACAGAGACGACCCUCCACAUUUUCAUCAUCUCACAACAAUAACAACAACAACACAGCCAAGGGGGAACGAGGAGCCGCAGGAGGAGCAGGUGGAGCAGGGAAGGGUGACGCAAAGGGCGAAGCGAAGCGGCUAAAGAAAGGCAUGGCGACGGCCAAACAGAGACUAGGAAAGAUCCUCAAGAUCCACCGCAACGGGAAGCUCCUCCUGUAACAGGAAGUGACUCGCUACGGAGCAUUGCCAUUGGCUCCUGCAGUACUCUUAGCAUAUGAACUGGCUCCAUCUCCUUUCCUUUGAUUGGUGCUGGGCUAACAGACAGACUGAAACAGUCAACAUUGGUUUUGCCUAUACUUAAAAGUGUACAGAAUAAUUGCUAGAAAUAUUUUUUAAGAAAAAUGUGUCAUUUUACUACAGUCAGUUUAUCAGGGGGUCGCUAUGCUAUGCGUUAAACUAGGGCUGCGGCCCAAAUGUCAGCCUAUUCCCUUUAUAGUGCCCUGGUCAAAAGUAGUGCGCUACAAAGGGAAUAGGCUGCCAUUUGGACCGCGACCCAGAAGUACAUCCAGGACCCUGAAAGUAUCCCUUCCAUGUGUUCAGUUGGACGGGUUAAAGAUAGUUUAUAGAGAAUUCAUUCCUACUAUUUCGAUGGGGGUUAUCAUUAACCUUGCAAUAUUUGUUUUAGAAUUUAAGAAAUAAUUUUUGCUUUCUGUCCUCCCCAGACCAGACUUAGCCUGAAAUACAGUCUGUUUGUGCUAACAUUCCACCCCCAGACAUGUUAGGUGACGAGGAGUGGAAUGUUAGCACAGACUGUAUUUCUCCACACUAGAUACACUCACCUCCACGCUAUUCCUUUGUUUGCUAAGCACUAUCAGUUACGAUAUAUUUAUUGUCCUAAUAUACUGUUUCAUGUCAUAGACGUGGAAAGGAAAGCCAACAAGGAACUUAAUAAAAUAACUUGCGAAGGGAAUUUCAGAUGUCAGAUAUGUCAAUAUGAUGAUGGUUCCAGUGUUCAAAUGGAUUUCUCUGAACGGUUUGUAACAGAAACACAAUAAGGAAUGGUGUCUUUCUUUUAACUAAUGUUUCACACCCAAACAAACAUAUCAACAUUAUUUCACAAUGUGCCAUUACUUCCGUUUCAAGACUAUCUUAAGAUAGAUAUUGUGAUUAUAGACCGUAUGAAUUAGCUACUUUAAAGACUGUAAAACAAAUAACCAAAUGUGUAAUAUUUUGUUCUAAAUUAGUACAAACACUAUAUUACCACAGCUGACAGUCACAGUAAAUGAUCCUUAAUGGGAUAUAAUGUGGUAUUAUUGUCAUGCUUGAUUUAAUAAGGAUUUAUUUCGUAUUUCCAUAUCAAUAUUCCAUAAUCUAACAUUGACUGUAUUGCCAGUCAAUUGAAACUCUCUAUCCCAAAUGGCACCCUAUUCACUAUAUAGUGCACUACUUUAGACCAGGGCCCUAUUCCCUAUGUAGUGGCCAACUUUAGACCAGGGCCCAUAUCUAACUCUCUAAAGGAGGAUCGUUAUUGAAACACUAAUCAUGGGCUCCUGAAGAUGCUGUAAAUCCCAUGUGUUCUAUGAUGAUAGGCCUCAUCCAGCUCUCUCACUGUGGCUACAUGGGGAUACUUUCACUCCUCUGUUGGCUUUAAGGCAGCAACAUAGCCUUCAUCACUGAAAUAUGCAUCAUUUCUAUGGCUUGUUAUUCACAGUACAGUAUGUAGAAUGUAGCUUGUACAUAGCCUUUUACAGGAAUACUUUUUGUAUCCUUUUUUUUCUCCCUUAAUAUUUCAUUAUUAUACAUUUCUACUAGUUUUUUAUUAUAAACCAAAUAUAUGUGAAUAUAUAGACAUUAGUGUUUUUGAUUUGACCAAUGUUAGUUUUAUGUUUGUUUUUAACAUUGUCAUUUGUUAUUAGACUAUAAGGUGUUGCCUGGAAAACAACUGAAGAACAAAAUAACAUCAAUUGUUGUAUGGCCUUACAUUACUACAUACACACAGCUACAUUACUACAUUACUACAUACACACAGCUACAUUACAUUACUACAUACACACAGAUACAUUACUACAUACACACA